Molecule: messenger RNA, 261 nt
Organism: Colletotrichum gloeosporioides
Lineage: Eukaryota; Fungi; Ascomycota; Sordariomycetes; Glomerellales; Glomerellaceae
Exons: 2
Coding region: 1-261 (86 amino acids)
Source: RefSeq, a predicted model, not a curated record
AUGCCCUUAUAUCUUCACAAGAGAGAGAAAGAGAUCGCGCCUUGCAAUAUGGGGCAGUGGCUGUCGCCGGCAAUUCAGCGACACAUGCUGCAUCCGUCAGUUAAACGGAAGUCGUCGCACUCCUCGAAGUUGCUUCAGAAGCGCAAUAUUACGUCUCGAAAGCAGAAAAGAGAAAGGGACUCCAGUCUCUUGCCUGCAGAAUUAAUGCGAACUUGGACGGCUUCGGCAAGAACUCCUCCCAAGGGUACUUCGUCCGCAUGA